UUUCGGUGACUUCUUCCCCGCGGUCUGUAUGGCUGGUUCGCGGUCCAUAGGUUUCUGGAGUCGCACGGUGGAGCCCUAGGAAACGGGGACAACCAAACAACGUCCAGCCACCAUCGGACGAAACAGGGAAAAGGCCACACGGGAGAGGAAACCGAAACUGAACCAAACCAAAGCCAAAUCGCCAUGAGACGAAGCGGAUCGCGCAAAAUGGACGGCCACCACAACCACAACCUCCGUUCCGACCACCACCCCUACGUCGCCAGCCCAACCGACGAGGGGGAGAGCCCCGAAGGCGGCCCCGAGUCGGGGUACCUGCCGAGAGACGGGGGCACCGGAUCCCCUCCCUCUAGCGACGACGAAGGCGCCGAUCGGGCGGAAGCCGGGAGGCGCCGGUGGGCCCUGGCCCUCUUUUCCGCGACGACCGUCCUGCUCUUUGCCGACCAGAACCUCAUGUCCCCCAACCUGACCGCCAUUGCCGAGGAUUUCGGCCUCAGCAACGACGAGCGGGACCGCAAGCUGGGGGGGGACAUCUCCCUCGCCUUUUUCCUGGUGGGUGCCCCGGCCAGCUUUCUGGUGGGGGUGCUGGCGGAUUCCGGCAACCGCGCCCGGAUCUUUGGGUGGACGGUCUUCGCCGGGGAGCUGGCCUGCCUCCUGACGUACUUUGCGCGGUCCUAUCGCCAGCUCUACCUCUGCAGGGCCGUGACUGGCUUUGGCGUGGGCGGCGCCCUGCCGGUCAUCUAUUCGGUCCUGGGGGACCUUUACGGGGCCGGGGACCGCCACGUGGCCUCCGCGCUCGUCAGCUUCGGGCUCGGGGCCGGCAUCUCGCUGGGCCAGGCGGUGGCGGGGUACCUCGGGCCGAUCUACGGAUGGAGGCUGCCCUUUCUGGUGAUCUCGGUGCCCGCUCUGGUUUGCGCGGCGCUCGUCUGCACGACGGUGGAGGACCCGGAGCGGGGGGCCAUGGAAACCGCCCGCGGGGAGGCCGAGCGGGAGGGCCUGGUGGCCGAGGAAGGCGGCGUGGCGCUGGUGCCCAUCACGUCCCGGUCGAACCUGGUCGAUGCCGACGCCUCCCACGACUACGUGGAGGCCCGGGCCGGUGCGGACCACGCCAAAAGCGGCGGCGGCGGUGGCAGCAGCACCGGCUCGUGGAGGGACCACGUCGAGAGCGGCAUCGGACUGCUCUCGACCAGGUCGGUGGCGCUGAGCCUUUUCCAGGGUGCCCCGGGCUGUGUUCCCUGGGGCGUCAUCAACGUCUUUCUCAACGACUACCUCAGCGAGGACCGCGGGUUUUCGGUGCAGUCUGCGACGACCGUCCUCAUGUGCUUCAGCCUGGGGUACGCCCUCGGCCUCCUGGUGGGGGGUGCCGGGGGUAAGCGCCUCUACGAAACCGACCCCCGGCUUCCCUGCCUGCUGGCCGGGGGGACCGCGAUCGCCGGCUGCUUCCCGCUGUGGUACCUCCUCAACGGAGUGGAUUCCUCCACGCCCUUUGGGGUCGCGGCGACGACCGCCCUCGCGGCCGGGCUGCUGGCGGCGCCCACCGGCCCGAUCGUCAAGGCGACGCUGACAAACGUGACCCUCCCCCGGGCGAGGGGGCAGGCCUUUGCCCUCUUCAACCUCUUCGACGACCUCGGCAAGGGCCUGGGCCCGUACCUCGUCUCCCUUCUCAUCGUGGGGUGCGGCGGGAGGCGGGCGGCCUUCAACACCGGCGUGCUGGGAUGGGUGCUGUGCGGGGUGGCCAACCUGGCCAUGUUCUUUACGGUGGCCCGCGACGAGCGCGCCGUUCAGGCCGCGCUGAGCGCCGGACGGACCGGCGUUCCGCCGUGCUACUAGAAUGCAGGGAACACAUCCGUCCGACGGUGCUAUAGUAU
This is a messenger RNA of Pseudo-nitzschia multistriata, 1865 nucleotides long. NCBI's taxonomy places the organism in Eukaryota, Bacillariophyta, Bacillariophyceae, Bacillariales, Bacillariaceae. The record is from the annotation of a GenBank genome assembly.